This is a messenger RNA of Harpia harpyja (harpy eagle), 2472 nucleotides long. It is a transcript of the gene PPP1R17, whose product is annotated as protein phosphatase 1 regulatory subunit 17. Bases 586 to 1062 code for a protein of 158 amino acids. Lineage: Eukaryota; Metazoa; Chordata; Aves; Accipitriformes; Accipitridae. Gene Ontology annotation, biological process: regulation of phosphatase activity. The transcript is spliced from 5 exons. Gene Ontology annotation, molecular function: protein phosphatase inhibitor activity. The record is from RefSeq and is a predicted model, not a curated record.
UCGCUGAACCUCACCGCCAGAGACGGUGUCCAUCACUUUUAGUGCUUAUGGUGCUGCUCCUAGACACGUGCCCUGCCUCCUUGCUCCACUUUUAUCCUCAGCUCUCCCCUGGGUCCCAGACAGCAUCAGCCUCGCUCCCUCCCCUUGCCAUUUUCUUUGCGCCUCUUGACACGGCGGCUGCAGCUCGCCUUUUGGCUCUCCGUGCCAAAGCUUUCGCAUCCUCCCCUGCUCUCUCUGAGAGCAGCAGCGUCUGCGGCUCUCGCUCGUCUGGCAGGAAAGAUGCCUUCGCCUUGAGGCGCUGCGGCUCUCCCCCAUCCUGUUCCCUCUCCUUCGGCCUCAGCAACUCGCGGAAGAGGCAGGAAACACGGUUCCAACCCGCUGGUGGGGCAGGGGGGCGGUGAUGCUGGUCCCCAGCCCCCCGGAGGACGCCUGAGCGCCGCGUUGCCGUAGCGACGGCUCCCGCUGCUCCCUAGAUAAGGCGGGCAGGAGCAUCAGCUGCGGCCCCAGCCCAGAAGGGUCCCGCUCCAGCCAGCCCCACCGCCUCGCACCGCUUUUAGCUUCAAAGAGGGAGAAAAGCCCAUUUCAAUGAUGUCAACAGAAUGUGUUCAGCCACUUGAUAUCCCAGAAGACAGACUGGACAAGCGAGAUUCACACUGUAGCCAUUUAGAAGAUCUUUCAGACCAGCUGAUUAAGAGCUGUGACCUCAAAAAGAAACCAAGGAAAGGUAAAACCAUCCCGGCGUCCCAAAACACUGAACAGGAGCAAAAAAAGCCAAGGAGAAAAGAUACACCGGCUUUGCACACCCCACCACCUCUAACAGGCAUACUUUCAGACUUUUCUGAUAAUCUGCUGAAAAGGUAUGGUAUCACAGAGAAGCCACAGAGAGAGAGAGUGAGUCCAGGCUCUCAGGUCACUGAACUGGAGCAGAAAAAGCCCAGGAGAAAAGAUACGCCUGCAAUACACAUCCCACCCUUGAUAACAGGCACUAAGCUGCUUACAGAAGAAAAGCAAACAGUGAUUAUGGAAGAUGAAGAAAAGGAUGGAGACACAAUCCCCAGUUAAGAUUACAGUGAUAUUUCCAAUAAUGCAGUGUAAAUAAUUCUGGGUCAUUCAAAGUGGCAGCACAUAGAAAAAAAAGUCUUUUCAUUUUUAUAAACAAUAAUUUUCUCAAGCAUGCACUUGAAUUUAAAUUCUCUUCAAGUGCUUAUCUGCAUCUCACGAAAUCCCAGCAAGCAUCAUAGGAGCUGAUGAUAGAAAUUUCACUUGCACAUGGGGUUGGAAGGAUUCUCUUGGUUUACUAAAAGCAGCUUCCCAGGAUUUUUGUCAAUGAGGAAUCCACCUCAGAUCAGAGCUAGCUUUGCGCAGCGUGGUGAUAAGAGUUAACACCAAGGACACCACCAAUCCACUGUGCCUGGUACUAGAUACCAGAGCAGUUGGUAGCACAGGGCCGUAAAGCAUCAACUAAUGAUUCAAAUUGCAUUUUUCUCCUAACAAUUCACCUCAUUCGUCCAGCUUUCCUCUGCUGGAAUAUCACUGACCGCAGUGCAAAUUCCCACGUGCAGAGCUGAUAGGAUAGAUGGAGAGAGUGGGAAGGCAGGAAUCAACUGUAGAGUCCCUGAAAUGCAAAGCAAACAAUUCCUCUGCCUGUAUCUGCUCAUGACUUGUAUUUGUCAGGAGAAAAAGGUAGAUUUACUGUAGUACAAAAACUUACAGCAAAGGGCUGUCAACAUUGACACAUCAAACAGGACAGAGGGCAGCGCUCUCAAAAGAGAAACAUACAGGAAGUGCAGCGCCUGCCUAUUACACCAGGGUAGCCUAUGGAUUUUUUUUUUCUUUCAAAGGUUUUAUUCCUGGCUUGGUAAAAGAUAAACUAGUUGGGUAGUUGAUCCUUUUACUCCAUAUUUUUUCCUUUGAUAUCUGCUUUUUAAACUGAGUCCUACGUUGACAGUUAGGAAGGGCUGUAAAGAUUAAAAAUCACAGCGGGAGAGUAAAAACUGAGUAAAAGGAAUAGUGUUACUUGAUGGCAUACACAUACUGCAAGGUGGAACAACACCACGCUUUUUCUUUUAAUAGUUUACCUCAUUGAUUCAAUCAAAAAUUGUUUUCACAGCCAGCUACAGCCUUCAGCAUUUAUACAAACAGAGAUGUGUACUUGUAGAAUAUUAUACAAAAUAGGUAGAACUGGGUAGUUUUGUGCUUACCUUAAUAGCUCUGUGCGCUAGACAGAGCAGCACUGCCGGCUGGACCCUUAGGGACCUCAGCAGGGAGGCUAAAGAUUAUCUAGCCUGGCAGACUGAAUUUAGUUAUCUUUUUAACACCCUUAGGCAGACAGCUGAGGAGCACACUAGUUUGGACUUCAUUUGCCACAGUGACUGACCCAGCAUCUUUCAUGAGAACGCAGUCCAUUCGCAGAUAUUCAGCUUCAAGAUGUAAUCAGCAAGCUUAUAAUAAAUAAUCAUGUAUUAAAGUGUA